AACUUACGAGACGCUUGCUCCACAGGGAUAUUUGGAAGCUUUGGGAUGGACUACACUAUUGAUGAUGACUUUAAUUACACCGACUACAAAUUCGAAACUCCCCGUGAGGAGAAGGCUGGCCUGAGCCCAGUCAUCUGGGCAGCCCUGGUCCUCUAUGCCCUUGUGUUCCUUCUGGGCGUGCUGGGCAACGGGGCCGUCAUCUGGGUGAUGGCCUUCCAGAUGCGGCGCACGGUGAACACAGUCUGGUUCCUCAACCUCGCCAUGGCCGACCUUCUCUGCUGCCUGGCACUGCCUUUCCUGGGCGUGACUCUGGUCACGUACCCGCACUGGCCGCUGGGAAAUGCUGCUUGCAAGCUUCUGUCCUCCCUCAUCAUCCUCAACAUGUUUGCCAGCGUCAUGGUGCUGAUGCUCAUCAGCAUGGACCGCUGUGCCCUGGUGGUCAAGCCCGUGUGGUGCCAGAACCACCGCUCCCUGGGCCUGGCCUGGGCGCUGUGUGCCGUGGCCUGGGGCGCUGCCCUGCUGCUCAUGGUGCCCACCUUCCUCACUCGCCAGACCAAGUCCUGGUCUUCCAACCAGAUUACUUGCAGCGUCGAUUAUGCCAUCCUGGGUGGCGCCUACCACAACAUUGCAGCUGUCUCUGUGACUGUCAUGCGCUUCCUCUUCGGCUUCCUGAUCCCCUUUGUGGUCAUCAGCCUCUCCUAUGGGCUGCUGCUCUCCCGCGUGCACAGAAGCCGCUUCAUGCACUCCCAGAAGCCCCUGAAGGUCACGCUGGUCGUGGUGCUGGGCUUCUUCAUCUGCUGGAUCCCCUACCAUGUGAACGGCCUGAUCCUUGCCUGCGAGAGCCCACUGAGCUCGCUCUACAUGUCCGCACUCCAGGCCGAACCCCUCAUUGUGGGCUUGGCCUACAUCAACAGCUGCAUCAAUCCCAUCAUCUACGUCAUCGCAGGCCAGGACUUCCAGGCCAAGAUGCAGCGCUCGCUGAAGAUCUUGCUGAGCAGCAUCCUGAACGAGGAGUCCCCUCUCACGGGUUCCCUGGCGGAGGGCCAGUCCCAGGCCCCCUACACUACCACCGUGGACUGCAGCACCAGCACCAACACUGUCACCACCUUGUGAGAAGAGCACAGUUCCCGAGAGGGCCCACGCACACCUCCGGGCACGGGCAGCUUCGGCACAUUUACAGUUGCGCGCAUCUUCUCUUGAGACAGCAGCUCCUGAUGCUUUUGCUGUGCAGCCACGCUGAGAUCCCUCUGUGGACCUAUAAGCUCACUUAGGGCACAGAAUGGACAGAUCUUGUCCCCCAGGGGACCCCUGAUGUAUCACCAAAAAACAAACAACCCCCCCCCCCCAGCAAAUAGAGGUCACACGUUUUUAUAAUGUUUGCACAUGCUUAUGCCUUUAUGGCUUUUCUAUACUGCUUGGGUGCAAUGUAACUCUUUCCAGUGUACUUUUUCUAAUGUAAAGAGGUCAGACUAGAUGGCCAGAGAGACCCCUUCUGACUCGCUCUGUUUCUAUGUAACGCCGCCCAGCAUCUAAGCUUGGGGGCUUCCAAAUGAGAAGUCCCAUGCGCACCCAGUGCAGGAAGCCAGGCCAAGCCGCAGAAGUUCCUCACACCCUGCAUUUCAUCUGGGGGGCUGUUUCCAGAAGUUGCACUGAAGUGGGGCAGGGCCCAAGGGGGCAGAGCAGGGUGGGAACUCAGCCCUGGAUUCCCAGCAAAGAAGAUGCUGGACUUUGGAGCCUUCCCUCCCACCCGCCCCCCCAUGAUGCUGGAAAGCCAGAGGAUUGCACCCUUUGUGGAUUAAAAUCGAA
Messenger RNA from Varanus komodoensis (Komodo dragon), 1806 nucleotides. RefSeq names its product C5a anaphylatoxin chemotactic receptor 1-like. The coding region runs from base 46 to 1113 and encodes 355 amino acids. Gene Ontology annotation, biological process: inflammatory response; positive regulation of cytosolic calcium ion concentration; phospholipase C-activating G protein-coupled receptor signaling pathway. The transcript is spliced from 2 exons. Gene Ontology annotation, cellular component: plasma membrane. The record is from RefSeq and is a predicted model, not a curated record. Gene Ontology annotation, molecular function: complement component C5a receptor activity; G protein-coupled receptor activity. Lineage: Eukaryota; Metazoa; Chordata; Lepidosauria; Squamata; Varanidae.